AUGAGUGGUAAAUUUGUUCGUGCUUCCAAAUAUAGACACGUCUUCGGUCAAGCUUCCAAGAGAGAACUACACUACGAAAAUGUCAAAGUAACCAAUAAUGCCUGGGACUCCAACAUUCUUCAAACAAACGGUAAAUUCAUCUCUGUCAAUUGGAACUCCAGUGGUGGUGGUGCCUUUGCUGUGAUUCCCGUGGAAGAAGUUGGUAAAGCUCCUGAUCAAGUUCCCCUAUUUAGAGGACAUACUUCACAAGUCCUUGAUACCAAUUUUGACCCGUUUAAUGAUCAUAGAAUCGUUUCUAGUUCAGAUGAUUCGAAGAUUGGUAUCUGGGAGAUUCCACAGGAUUAUUCAUUCCAUAAUUAUAAAGAUGUGGAUGAAUCUGGGUCUCCAAUUGAUAUUAAACCUGUGAAGUUUUUGACUGGUCAUAGUAGGAAAGUCGGCCAUGUUUUGUUCCAUCCUGUUGCAGCAAAUGUUUUGGCUUCUUCUUCGUUGGAUUAUACUGUGAAGUUAUGGAAUUUGGAAACUGGUGAAGCUGUGAUAACUUUAAAACAUCCUGAUAUGGUUACUUCUAUGUCAUUUUCUUACGAUGGGUCUCAUUUAGCUACUGUAUCUCGUGAUAAGAAGUUAAGAGUUUGGGAUAUUAGAGAGGGGAAAAUUGUCAGUGAAGGUGCAGCACAUGCUGGUGCUAAGAAUCAACGUGUAGUAUGGCUUGGUAAUUCUGAUAGGUUGGCCACUACAGGGUUUUCUAAAUUAAGUGAUCGUCAAAUUGGUAUAUGGGAUGCAUUUGACUUGCAAAAAGGUGAUCUAGGUGGGUUUUACAAUGUUGAUCAAUCUUCCGGUAUCUUGAUGCCAUUUUUCGAUGAUGGUAACAAGAUUCUUUACGUAGCUGGUAAAGGUGAUGGUAAUAUCAGAUAUUAUGAAUUCCAAAAUGAUGAAUUGUUCGAAUUAUCAGAAUUUCAAUCAACUAAUGCGCAAAGAGGAUUUGCUGUGGCUCCAAAGAGAAUGGUUAACAUUAAAGAAAAUGAAGUUUUGAAAUGUUUCAAGACUGUUGGUGAUCAAUUCAUUGAACCUAUUUCCUUCCAUGUUCCACGAAAAAGUGAAGAAUUUCAAGAAGAUAUUUAUCCUGAUGCUCCAUCUGAUCAACCUGCUUUAACUGCUGAAGAAUGGUUUUCGGGGAAAUCAGUGGAGGGACCAAUCUUAGUCUCUUUAAAAGAUCUGUAUAACGAUGAGGAGAAACCUUCAUUCCGUAAUGCAAAGAAGGAAGAAACUCCUGUUGAGAAGCCAGUUGAGCCAAAGAAGGAACUCUCUGAAAAAAAAUCUGUUGAACAAAAGAAGAAGGAAGAAUCACCAAAGCCUGUCCCAGCAGUCGAACAAGAAGCUUCUCCAAAACCAUCCACACUUGGUGAUGUACUAAAAGCAGAUAAUUCUGUUGAUAAAUUAUUACAAAAAUCAAGUACUUUAGAUAGUAUCAAUGCCGCAGAAGACCCUUCCAAGGAUAGUUCUGGAUGGGAUGAUGAUGAUGAAGAUUAUGAAGUACCUACGCCUGCUGCACCUGUAAAGGAAGAAACUCCAAAAUAUGAAGAAAAGAAAGAAAAACCUAAGAAAGAAAUUAAAGUUGAGUCGUCUAAAUCUGAACCUGAAUCUGAACCAAAGAAAGGCGUAAGUACAAGUCCUGUCGCAACUCCUGUCAAGGAAAGAGAAGCACCCACAGCAACUCCUGCUGCUUCUGCUGCUGGUAAAUCACUUGGGUUAAAACAAUCCGUGGAAAAACUAUCAGAAUUAGUUUUGCACUUAGAAAGUAUUGUUGAGAAGUUGAACAAGAGUAAUAUUGAAAAAGAUGAACGUCUUCGUCAAUUAGAAUCGAAAAUUGAUGAAUUAUUGAAGAAACACUAA
This is a messenger RNA of Naumovozyma dairenensis CBS 421, 1890 nucleotides long. It is a transcript of the gene CRN1, whose product is annotated as coronin. Gene Ontology annotation, molecular function: actin filament binding. NCBI's taxonomy places the organism in Eukaryota, Fungi, Ascomycota, Saccharomycetes, Saccharomycetales, Saccharomycetaceae. The coding region runs from base 1 to 1890 and encodes 629 amino acids. Gene Ontology annotation, biological process: actin filament organization. The transcript has a single exon. The record is from RefSeq and is a predicted model, not a curated record.